This is a messenger RNA of Metarhizium brunneum ARSEF 3297, 891 nucleotides long. RefSeq names its product Glycerol 2-dehydrogenase (gene GCY1). NCBI's taxonomy places the organism in Eukaryota, Fungi, Ascomycota, Sordariomycetes, Hypocreales, Clavicipitaceae. Gene Ontology annotation, molecular function: oxidoreductase activity. The record is from RefSeq and is a predicted model, not a curated record.
AUGGCGAACCAAACCUCCCGCACAUAUACGCUCAACACGGGAGCCAAAAUCCCCGCCAUCGGCCUGGGAACAUGGCAAUCCAAGCCCAGCGAAGUCCAGGAGGCCGUCGAGGCCGCUCUCCGCCGCGGCUACCGCCACAUCGACACGGCAGCAGCAUACGGCAACGAGAAGCAAGUCGGCGCGGGCAUCAAGGCGUCGGGCGUGCCGCGCUCCUCCAUCUGGCUCACGACCAAGCUCAACAACCCUGACCAGACGCGCGCCGCCGCCGCGCUGGACGAGAGCCUCGCGAACCUGGGCACCGACUACGUCGACCUGUACCUCGUGCACUGGCCGGCGGCGACGGACCCAGACGACAACACCAAGCUCGUGCCGGACUGGGACUUUGUCGACACCUGGCGCGAGAUGCAGAGGCUCGCAACCACGGGCAGGGCGCGCAACAUUGGCGUGUCCAACUUUGGCAUCGCCCACCUGGAGAAGCUGCUGGCCGACGAGAGCUGCAAGAUCGUCCCCGCCGUCAACCAGAUCGAGCUGCACCCCUGCAACCCGUCGCCCAAGCUCGUGGCCUACAACACGGCCAGGGGCAUCCACAGCACGGGCUACUCGUGCCUGGGCUCGACCGACUCGCCGCUGCACACGAACCAGACGCUGCUCGAGGUCGCCCGCGCCAAGGGCCGCACGCCGCAGCAGGUGCUCCUCGCGUGGGGGCUGCAAAAGGGCUGGAGCGUCAUCCCCAAGAGCGUCACGCCCGCGCGCAUCGAGGCCAACUUUGCCCUGGACGGGUGGUGCCUGACCGACGGCGAGGUCGCGAGCCUGGACGCCGUCGAGGAGCGCUUCAAGGUCUGCAAGGACGCCUGGCUGCCUGUCAGGGUGUUUUUCGGCGACGACGAGUGA